Messenger RNA from Cydia splendana, 4378 nucleotides. RefSeq lists its product as uncharacterized. The record is from RefSeq and is a predicted model, not a curated record. The coding region runs from base 105 to 1232 and encodes 375 amino acids. The transcript has 8 exons. Lineage: Eukaryota; Metazoa; Arthropoda; Insecta; Lepidoptera; Tortricidae.
CAUCUGUCAUGUGUUUAUGCGAUAUGUCUGAUUUUUCUACGACAUAUUUUCGAACAAUUAUCGAAUUUCUUGUGCUAGUACGUGAAUAAACGAUCGAUGUGAAAAUGGCGCUAUGUUUGCGCACGUUUUCCCACAAAAUCUCACCUAUAAACGGUAUUGUUUCCACAAAAAAUCAUUCCAGCCGAUUGUCUAGAAAAAUCCCCGUGCGGGCACAAUUUCUGGAAGAUUUCCUUCAUCGCCGGCGCAUCUCGAGCUGUCCAGUGCCGUCAAGAUGUGCCGUAGACUCGAACAUAGACAAUGUUUACAUUCACGAACUGACCACGGCGGCUUCACUUCGAGGUUACCGCAAGGAGCGGCCCGACCGGGACGUGUACAACCCACUGAGCUGCUAUAAAGACGGCAUAGCUGUGAGGUCUUUGGGGCUGACGUCGGACGACUAUGUGGAGAAGACCUUACCUUUUGAGUUGAAUGACACAUAUAAUAGUAUUAGAAAUAUAGAUUUAUCCAAAUUUGAAGAUAUAGAGUCACUGCAACCGACUUGCCUCUCCGCCUUCGAGUACAAUGCCGUGUACAGCACAGGCGGCACCCCAGCACCCGCACCCUCCGAACAAGACAGAGAAGGGAAGCCCAGUGAGGAGCAGCUCGCCAAGGUGUUCCAUGUGCUCUCAGAGACUAUGCCCAAGCUGUUCAUCAAACCUCUGGACUACUCCAUAUACCAUCCCAAUCUGAUUUUUGUCAACAACAUCAGAGGAAUGACCACUGUCGGUCUAAUACAUUAUGUGAAACAAAUCGCGCUGCUUCGCACCGUGGGGCAUCUCAAGUUCGCGUACGUGCGCUUCGAAGUGAUGAAGAUCACCCAGCAUCCGGAGGACUCUAGUGUCAAGAUGAGAUGGCGGGUGCGCGGCAUCUCCGGGUUCAAAGUGUUCUUCAUGUUCUGGAAGUACAAGCUGUGGAAUAUGAAGGAGGCCUUCGCUGAUCAGGAGCUAUGGUAUGACGGUUUCUCCACAUUCUACGUCGGAGGCGACGGGCUCAUCCAGAAACACGUUGCUGAUAAGGUAAUGCCAGACCAGGACACGAUAAUAGAUGACGAAGAGAAAGCGCCAAUAGCAGCCAAGAUCGCCCUCCUCAUAGGCCUCAUACCACGCAACUACCUAUCAGACGUAUCCCCAUACUUCACGGCGUCACCGGGCACUGAUGAACUCACUGCGCUGCCUUUCAAGACGGUCGAGUAAUGAAUAUAAAUUGCUAGUUUAUCAAAGUAGGCAAAUUAAGCUACAUUUCAAAAUAUUAGAGUAGAUUGUGCUGGCCAUUUUAACCCUUAAGUCCAUAGCGGCAACAUACUUGUCUACAAUUAACUAUAAGAAAUCGAAUAACUAAAAGGAAUGUCAAAUGGUUUAAGGGUUAAACCGAAUUACUUUGGCCCAUUCGAGAAGUAUCAACUAGCAUUUUAAAAGAGUUGGUUAGAUUUUGCAAGCCAAUUUUUGAAAUACAGAUGUUGUGCAUAAUUGUUUUCCAUCGUAUUUUUUCGGAAACUUUCGUAUUGUCAUGCUACUUCAGUCAAUCUCAGUACUCUUUGUACCGACUUACCGAGACAGACUGAAAUAGCAAGACACGUUCGUACGUUUCCGUGAAAAUACGAUGGAAAAUAAUUGUGCAAGUCAUCUGUAGCUGCUAACAUUUUAAAACAACAUAGUGGGCUGCCGGGUAAAUGUGGCAGGCCUUCACAUUGGGACAUUGGGGCCUGUUUACACAUUGAUUAUAGUGUAAACAACUUUAUUUACGGUAUUUGACACAUUAUGACUGACGUAUAUAGAGAUGUAACUAACGCAAAUCGAUUGUCACAGCAAGCGAUUACGAUUGGAUGGCACAUAGACUGAGGUAUCGAAUUGUGACGUAUAAUGAUUUUUUAUUUGAGAUUUAAAUAAAGCUAAAAUUAUAUGUUUUUCCCGCAAGGUAAAUGCAUUUAAUACAUCGACCUAGUAGGUCGCACCUAUCGUCAAAAUUGAAACUAUCGGAAUAUCCAUUUCCUCAUCAAUAAUCAAAUAUACCUAAUAAAUAAAUAAUCAUUUCGAAUAACAAUUAAUCCCACGUUGUAGUAUUAUGUAAUCUUGUGUGGUAUAAUAAGCUUUAGUCGGGCCUGUCAGUUAGAACAAAAUUUUGACAGUUCCUAACAACUGACAGGCCGAUACCGUCCUGCGGAUUGUUAAUCAGUGGGCCCCUGAAAUAAGUUUGCGCUUUACAUAAUUCUUAAAUUUAUUAAUAGAUAAUUCGGAUAAGGGAGAGAGGAGGCUUUUGCCCAGUAGUGGGACAGACACAUAUGAAAUGAAAUGAAAUGAAAUAUUUUUAUUUCGAACAAAACAAACAAACAGAACAAAACAUUUAUAGCUUUCUAUAAUAUAACUACGACGAACUGCACCAAUACAAAAACUUUACUUUCAAACGUCAAUACCGGAUCGUUCAGAAAUCGAUACACUAUCUAUUUAUAGUAAAUAUAAUAAAUUUAAUAAUGCUUUGUUGCGACCUAAAAUGAAAUAUUCAUAUCGAUUUACUUAGACGACUACCGAUUCAUAACGGUGGUGUCCGGACAACACUAAAAUUAAAAAAAAAAAGACGUAGAACGUAAACGUUCGCAGUGCAGUUGUUUUCCUUUGUGAUUUCAAUGUGCAAGACAUUUUACGUAGUGUUGCUGUAGUGAGUGACAGACGUCAAAUACCGUAAAUAACGUUGUUUACACUAUAGUGUUUUGAACAAUGUUUGACAAACUUUUGAACUCGCACUGAACACUAAUCAAUGUGUAAACGCCAGUUACACUUAACCCGCAGCCAUACAUACCUGUCUCAGUUCUCAACACAUCAAAUGGCAGAGUAGAUUUUUUUGGUCGAAUAACAGCACAGUAGAGCAAGGGUCCAUUUCUGAAAUGGCAUUUCCAAACAGCAUAGUAUUAUUUGUGCCCAUUUUUGAAUUUCACUGGCUUUAAAAUAUAUAAGGGGCUGUCCAUAAAUUACGUCAUCGUUUUUUGACGAUGUUGCCCCCCCCCCCCCCCCCCCUGAAAUCAUCCAAAAAUCAUGCUUCGAAUGACCCCGUUUUCUCCUACGUCAUGCUACCAUCAUCCGAUGUCCAGACCGCCCCCCCCCCCCCCUAAUUUGAAAUGACGUAAUUUAUGAAUAGCCCCUAAGAUACUGGCUUGAAGUAAACUGUGCCGCUAAAUGUGUCACGUUCGUAUUUUUAUGUAUAAAUACUGUUGUUAAAAGCUUGUUUUAUUGUUUAAAUUAAAGUGACUCUUAUCGAGUUUGAUUUAAAGCCUAACUUUAAUACGAUUCUAAGUGACUUGACUAUUUGUUAUUCGGUUUAUAAAUAAUAUUACGAACAAAAUAUCUCAUUGUAUAAUAUAUCUACUUACGUGCAAAUUGGCAAACCAACAAGUAUUUGUGGUAGAUAUUCUUAAUUAAUAACUGUAAAUCAAUUGUAGCUAUCUAAAUCACACUAUCAAUAUUUCUAAUAUACUGUUUUUUAUUUAUUUAUUAGAACAACUGGUUGUUUUAAUGAUACUCUGACAUUUACCCUUAUUAAGUUAAUUGGAAUAUUUGAAAAUUGUUUUUUAUUACUUAAUAUUUAUAUUAUUUACUCAAAAUUUACAUACUAUACUACAGUCUGAAAAAAAGAGUAGAAAUUUAAAAAUUGGCAACACUUUUUAAUUUCUGACUUUACCUACAUAGUUGAAUAUCAUCAACGCGUCUCAAAAGUUUUAUCUUAAAUUAUGCGAAUAAACGUUAUAUCACUACAGUCGUUAUAGGUAUCAAAUAAAUGCAUAAUUAUAGAUUUUUUACGCUACAAGUACCAAAUCUUGAUACAAAGCGCGAAAUAUAUACGUUUUGCUCUACCCUCGAUAAAUCUACACUAUUAUUUCUUCUGUGACAGGGUGCAGUUAUAAUGUACAAUGAUAUCGAUAUCAGGCUUGCUCUCUCUAACACAUAACUGAUCGUUAACAUGUUGAGGUUGGCCCAAUAUGUACAUUGGGCUUUAGAAAUUAUAGAUGUUAUUAUUCGCGUACAUAAAUCCUAUAAAUUUACAGAUAUUCCACUCAAAAUUAUAUGUAUAAUGUAGCGUGUCCGCCAUUUAGGAAAAAUAUAUUGAGUAUGUACGGUUAACAAAAAUGCUAAACAUAGAUUGUGCAUUGUCUUUUUGACUAGUUUAACUACGCCUUUAAGGGCAUUAGCUUAAGUUUGAAAAUUAUUAUGAAACGUUUCUAAAGUAUUUUUGUAGAUAACUGUUCAUACUUAGAUACAUUUUUGCUUACGGCGUUAGUGAUAGUAACUAAACUGUGAAUGCCUUGUAUUAUUAAUGAAGAGAUGUGGUACAAUAAACUAUUGCGUCAUUA